Molecule: messenger RNA, 1260 nt
Organism: Adelges cooleyi (spruce gall adelgid)
Lineage: Eukaryota; Metazoa; Arthropoda; Insecta; Hemiptera; Adelgidae
Exons: 11
Coding region: 395-1093 (232 amino acids)
Source: RefSeq, a predicted model, not a curated record
UUUCCACAGUCAAUAGUUAGGUUACAUAAAUUAAAUUCCAAUUGCAAUUCUCUAAAGAAUUGGGACGGGCUCGCAGACGGUUCGCGAUACGUUCGGCUCGCAAGUGUAUACGCUGCUUAAUAUAAGUAUUAUAUGUUUGAGUCAUUGUAAAACCAAUAAUUUAUAAAAAAAAAUACUCGAUACACUGCGUUGGAAUAAUUUAUGUACAUCAUAAAUCGUAUAAAAAAAAUGAACCAGCUAUGUAAAUAAAUUGCCUACAAGAACCAAUUCAGAUUCUAAAUUUUUUGACGAUAUACAAGUCGGAAAAAGACCAUUUUAAAACAGUAAAUUUAAAAAGCCGACCAAGUCCCUAAUAUUUUUUUAGAAAUUCUAUCAGUUUAUUAAAUAGAUAAAAAUGAAUUUUUUCUGUGUUUUAAUAGCAUGUGUUUUUGUAAAUGUUUCUACAGAUAUAUUGGACUUUAAGAGGGUGGUUGCCAUUACAAACUUAGUCAUCAAAAUGGCUUCUGACCGACAUUAUGUAUUUGGAAAUGGAUUGGAAUAUAUUAUUAAAUCAUUUAUAUAUGACGACCAAAUUACAAUGGAAGUCAUGAGUAUAUUGUUCGCUGUACCGGAAAAGGCAGACCUUACAAACAUGCAGAUUUAUAUGGAUCAACAGAUACAACUGCAACUAGAAAUAAUUGAUUCAUUGUUUCUUCCUGUGCCUAAUAAUCCAGGCCCAAACUUGUUUUGUGCAGAUUAUGGUGACAUAAAUUUAACCGAUCUUGGAGAAGCAAGAAGAUAUCUUACUGGAAAAGCUUUAAGAAAUAUAAUCAUUUUUGCGAUAGAUAGAUACGAAUCAUAUAUAUCUUUUGGACGCUUGUGUCGUUUUUUAGGGGUGUGGAUAAGUACAAAAACCCCAACUAUGUAUAUAACAUCUGCUGAAGUUGACACUUAUAGAUGUUGUGUCUUAAAAGAUAAAGCCGAUCACAUUACAAAAUACACAUUCAUUGAUGACGCUUAUUGGCAAGUAGACGCCGAAAACAUUGAUUUUAAAAUAAUAGAACUAAAAGAACAACUACUCGAGGAAGAGGUAUCAGUGAUCACAGUCAGAUAAUUUCGACCAAAAACCAAAAGUAUAAGUCUUCUAAAAUUAUAGAGUACUAUUGUUCUUGUAUUUAAAUCAUUUUUCUACAUUGCACUAAUACCAAAUCAUUAAUUAAUUCAUUGUAUUUCAAAAUAAACUGUUUUACUUACGAUUAUAAACUCAUUUUAUGUUUAUAA